AUGAGCGAGGGACGCCUGCAGCACUUGCUGCAGCCCAUCCGCAAGAACUGGAACAUCGACCUGGCCUCGGAGCUCGAGGAGUACAUGGACAAGCUCGAGCACCUGAGCAUCGCGUUCGACCCGGAGGACGGCGCCAGCAUCGCGCGCGAAGGCGACGGCCCCGGCGUCAUGAACUUCGCCGAGGCGGCGCUGCUGAUCCAGGGCACGAGCGUCAUCUACAGCCGCAAGGUCGAGUACCUGCACGCGCUCGUGUACCAGACGCUGGCGCAUCUGUCCAAGCAGCAGGACGACAAGCAGAGCCACAAGCAGCAGAGCGACGAGAACGGGGAGCCAAUGGAGGACGGGGACGACGACGGAGAUGCCGGCGCCAGCGUCUUCAAGAACCCGCUGCCGCUCUAUGACGAGCUGGAGGAGGCCAAGCCGACUCAUAUUACUCUUAAGAAGGUUAAACAGGAGGACGAGGAGACGGAGAGUGACAGACGCAGGAAGAGGAAGGAGGCCAAUGCGCUCAACCGGAGCAAGAACAACAUCCAGGCGUCUAUUGCGCUCAUGGGAUCGCUCGUGCCCGAUGAACGCGACCACGGAGAGACGUUCAAGCUGCUGUCGUGCAAUUUACACGCGAGUGGAGUUUUGUUGUUGGAUGAGGCGAGUAAGAAGUAUCUCGGAGCGAAGCAGAGGGCGGCGGGGGACCAGUCGCUAGUGUUUGGAGAGACGCCUGGAAGACAGGGAGGUAUGUGGGUCGCUGGGGAUGGAGAAAACCCGUCCAUGGCGCUGAACUUUGACGAUAUGGAUGCGGACGAGGAUGAGGACACGAACGACAACGCGUUUGAUAAGCAGCCGGAUUAUGAGUUUGAUGGCGGAGAGCCUAUGCAGGACGAUCCGAUGGAUGACGCUGCGAAUGGCGAGCAGCAGGAAGAGACUCCUGCUGAAGAACCGCCUCGUUCUGCUACGCGUUCGACGACGGCGUUACCAGCAGGUGAAAAGGAUCCGUGGGCACCGCUGGAUGCGUAUGAUGCCAGUACGUCGGUGGCUCGGCCAUUCAAGAAGGGGCGGUCGUAUCCGCGCGUGCCGGCGUACAAGAAAAAGAAGGCAGGCCAGGCUGCUCUCAGCAACAAGGAGGGUGCCGUGGGGAUUGAUGAUGACGCCGAGCAGGACGGUCUCUCCGACCCUGCGUUCCAGGACCGCUUCUUCAUGGGCUCGAAUGGACCGCAGUGGGCAUCGUGGGUCUGGACGGAGACAGGAAGCGAAAACCCGCUCGAGAAAACCUGCAAGCGCGCGUUCUGUAGGGCGUCGCUGCUUGUCAAGACUUGCGAUGCACUCUGGCAACGUGAAGCUAAAUGGCGUAGCAUCAUGCGUCGCUGUGAAGCUCGUGAGAAGCAGAGUGCCCAAGCAAUGUUGCUGCGUGAACAGGCCAUGGAGGAGGAGGAAGCGGAUGGAAACGACCAGAUGCAGGCACUGACACUAUCUACUGCCACGGCAAGGCUUGACAUGGCUGACGGUGGGCCGCUUACUUACGAAGAGAUCUGCAGGCAGCACUUGGCUUCCUUCAUGUCUGGUACCGAGAAGUACGUGCGCGAGACGGACCUGAGCAAGCAGGUCAGCGACUGGCAGGAGAAGCUGACCCCUCUGCUCAAGCAGCAAGAUGCCCACCCGCCGUUCGAUAUCCACCUCUACGGUCGUGAGAUCAUCGAGCGUCUUGCGGAGGAGAAGAAGAACAGCAGCCUCGAUAAGCGCAGCAAAUCCACGAAGCGGGACAAGAACAAGCGCGCUAGAGUGGAGCCUGUUUCGGACGAUGAAGAGAAGAAGAAGGAAGCAGUGCCGUUUGAGACGCUGGUGGUGGGCAAGAGUCAAUUCGAAGUCUGUCGGCUUUUCCUAGCCUCGCUGCAGCUCGCUAACACCGGCAAUGUGGCGCUUUCUCACGCACAUACUACAGCAGACCACGGACGCGUGCCAUUCAAGAUGGAGUUACUUAGUACCGCCAACGCCUACGAAACAUUGCAAGCUUGA
Phytophthora sojae is the source of this 2007-nucleotide messenger RNA. RefSeq lists its product as hypothetical. The transcript has 3 exons. The coding region runs from base 1 to 2007 and encodes 668 amino acids. The record is from RefSeq and is a predicted model, not a curated record. Lineage: Eukaryota; Oomycota; Peronosporomycetes; Peronosporales; Peronosporaceae. Gene Ontology annotation, molecular function: chromatin binding. Gene Ontology annotation, cellular component: nucleus; condensin complex. Gene Ontology annotation, biological process: mitotic sister chromatid separation; meiotic chromosome condensation.